Messenger RNA from Parnassius mnemosyne (clouded apollo), 1389 nucleotides. The record is from the annotation of a GenBank genome assembly. Lineage: Eukaryota; Metazoa; Arthropoda; Insecta; Lepidoptera; Papilionidae.
AUGGAUAACCACAAGAUUUGCCGUAUUUGUUGCGAAAAUUCCGGCACCACAAAUGUAUUUCAGAGCAACUAUGGUGUGCCGGUUAGUGUCAAAAUAAUGUACUGCUGCAAAAAUAUACGUAUAUCAGAUGAUGAUGGCCUUCCUACACUGAUUUGUGAUAUUUGUAAAAAGGAACUUGAAGCUUCAUACAAUUUCGUGUUAAAGUGUGAAGCUUCAGACAAGAAAUUAAGACUUUCCAAGGAUGCUAUUUUCAAUUCCUUUUACAGUAUAAAGGAGGAAAUUAAGAAAGAAUGUGAGGAUGAAUGUGACAAUUCUUUUAAUGAUGAUACCUCGGAAUAUCCUGUUGAUAAUGUCAAUGACGAUGAAACAACACCAAAUGAGACUGAAAAUGUAAAUCACAUAGAAAUGAAAAAGAAAAGCAACUCUCUGUGCAAGGAAGUAGAAUAUCAAUGUUCAGUUUGUGGCCGAUUUUGUGCAAGUAAUUCCAUUCUAAUUACACAUAUGCGCACUCAUACAACUGAUAAACCAUACCACUGUCAAUUUUGUGACAAGAAAUAUAAAGAAAAAGGAAGUUUGAAAAGACAUAAAGACAGCAAUCACCAUCCCAAGAACAGAUCUCGUAAUUUUAUUUGUGAGAGUUGUGGAAAAGCUUUCUUCUCAAAAAAUGAUGUUAAAAUUCACUUACGGACUCACACAGGUGAGACACCAUACAUUUGUAAUAAUUGCCCCAUGAAGUUUACACAAAUAAGUGCAUAUUUACGUCAUCAAAAACGCCACAGCGGUGUGAGAAGCUAUUCAUGCUCAAUAUGCAAUAAAAAAUUCUGCACGAAAGAUGAACUCAAAAUGCAUAGCAAUGUUCACUCUAAUGAAAAGAAGUAUUCAUGCCCAAUUUGUAGUUCCCCUUUCAAAUAUAGAAAUAAUUUAAAAAAACAUUUACUGCUACAUUCACAACCUAAAAGUUUUGUCUGCAACCACUGUGGUCGAACUUUCAAUGUAAAAGGCAACUUGAAAAUCCAUAUAGAUAGAAUACAUUCACCGAAAUCAGGUUAUUGUAGUAUGUGUUCCAAAAAUGUUGCAAACAUGGAGGUCCAUAUGUGGCGACAUUCUGGGGAAAGACCACUGAAAUGUGAGCAGUGCUCUAGUAGUUUCUAUGAAGUAAAAGCUUUGGCACAUCAUACCAACUUUCGACAUAAAAACAAAGAAAAGCACAAAUGUACAUAUGAUGGAUGUACAAUGGCAUUUCCCACAAAACCUAUGCUAGACUUCCACAAAGCCAAAUUGCAUGAAACUGGUAUACCUUUUCCAUGUGACAGGUGUUCUAGAGGAUUUUAUAGAAAGAACGAUCUUGCCAGGCAUAAAAUUGGUACACACAAGGAAAGACUACUUUAA